This is a messenger RNA of Erigeron canadensis, 1353 nucleotides long. RefSeq lists its product as uncharacterized. Bases 86 to 1261 code for a protein of 391 amino acids. Gene Ontology annotation, cellular component: nucleus; cytoplasm. Lineage: Eukaryota; Viridiplantae; Streptophyta; Magnoliopsida; Asterales; Asteraceae. Gene Ontology annotation, molecular function: nicotinamide-nucleotide adenylyltransferase activity; ATP hydrolysis activity. The record is from RefSeq and is a predicted model, not a curated record. The transcript is spliced from 12 exons.
CGUGUAUACAGAUAGAUCCAAAAAAAUAAAAGAAAAGAAAGGAAAAGUGAAGACGGGAUUUGAUUGGAUUGAAUUGGAAAGAGGGAUGAUGGAGAAUCCGAUGAUGAUGAAGAUACGAACAUUAGUUGAAGCUAUUCACUCCACUCCUACUCAGGUCGUCCUCUUUUUCUCCGGUGGUGCUUCUCAGGCGUUAGGUUGGUUAGCAUCAGUUCCUGGAGCAUCAAACACUCUUCUUGAAGUUAUUGUUCCUUAUUCUCGUAUGUCCAUGGUCCAAUUGCUCGGCAAGGUGCCUCUUCAAUUCACUAGUAAGGAGACUGCUGACGAUAUGGCAUUAUUAGCUUAUAAUCGUGCCCUUAAGCUAUCUAAACCAGGUUCUCCAGUGGUAGGCGUGGGAUUUACUGGUUCUUUAGCUACCACACACCCAAAACUUGGGGAUCAUAGGUUUCAUUUGUCAACACGAACUUCUAACCAGCUUUGGGCUUCUUCAGUAACUUUGACAAAGGGUUUGAGAAGUCGAGAGCAAGAAGAACAAGUAUCAAGUCAAGCUGUACUCAAGGCGAUUGCAGAUGCUUGCAACGUUUCAAGUUCAAUGGUGUUUGUUUCUGAUUUGGCUGAAGGUGAAGUUUCUGAUGUAAGUGAGGAGUUGUUUGACGAAAACCAGGAGCUAGAACAACUAAUACAUGGCAAAAUAUGCUUCAAAGUCUUUCCAUUUUCAAGUGGGACACAAUUUUCAACUGGAGAAAGGAAAGUAAUUCUUUCUGGCUCGUUUAAUCCUUUACAUGAUGGCCACCUUAAGCUGUUGGAAGUUGCAAUGAGCCUCUGUACAGAUGGGUAUCCAUGCUUUGAGUUGUCAGCCAUAAAUGCAGACAAACCUCCACUCACUGUCACACAGAUUAAAGAUCGUGUUAAACAAUUUGAAAAAGUUGGGAAGACGGUGAUUAUUUCUAAUCAGCCAUAUUUCUACAAGAAAGCAGAGCUUUUUCCUGGCAGUGCUUUUGUAAUUGGUGCAGAUACUGCAGCGAGGCUAAUAAAUCCUAAGUACUAUGGUGGUAGCUACGAGAACAUGAUAGAGACACUCCAAGGAUGUAAAAGAACAGGAUGCACUUUUCUUGUAGGUGGUCGUAACAUGGAUGGCGUUUUUAAGGUUUUGGAGGAUUUUGACAUCCCGGAUGAGUUAAAAGACAUGUUUAUUUCAAUACCGGUCGAUAAGUUUCGUAUGGACAUUUCAUCAACAGAAUUAAGGAACAGUCGUGGAGUGUAAGUAAAUAAAUGCUCGGAAAUAAUCAUAUCAUACGUACAUUCACUUGACCAAGUUACUUUGCCACUUUUAAUUGAUGAAUGUUUUUUUUGUUA